Molecule: messenger RNA, 2162 nt
Organism: Protopterus annectens (West African lungfish)
Lineage: Eukaryota; Metazoa; Chordata; Ceratodontiformes; Protopteridae
Gene: LRRC71
Product: leucine rich repeat containing 71
Exons: 16
Coding region: 169-1830 (553 amino acids)
Molecular function (GO): protein binding
Source: RefSeq, a predicted model, not a curated record
CUAUCGUCAGUUGUACAUCUGUCGCUUCUGGGAUGUUUCUAAUCAUUCGUGUCUAAGUACUCUAGCAGUACUCCAAAAUUCUAGGGAUUUAAUUCAAGUAAAAGAGGAGAGGUUCACUGAAUCAGCUAACAAAAGACACACAGAAGUCAAGCAUCACCGCAGAGCUACAUGCCUAACAGAAUGUCUUCUUUUAUAAGAUGGAAAAGUGUUGUUAAGAAAGUGAAGAUGGGGAAAAAGGAGAAAGGAGCAAAAGAGAAGGGAACAGCAAGCAGUGAAGAAGAACAAAAAAGCUCAGAAGAAUACCAGUGUACUGGGAACUUGGAGCAAGAUUUCACUGAACUUUGUGUUCGGUUGGGACUGAUAGAGAUUCCUCGUGUUGUACCUCGACUUCGCCCACCUUCUACUCCAUCAUUAGAUAAAACUAUUCAUGAAGAUAGUGAAUGGUCAUUUCAUUCCGAUAAAGAUAGCCUCUCACCAUUCCCUACAAAGGAUCGCUUCUCAUACUUCAAGCCUUGCAUUCAUAUUGAAACGGACUCAGAAGACAGCAAAGCUGUGAGGGAAGUCUUUAUCAGAGGAUGGAAAAUUGAUGAGAAGAUGAUGGGUGUUUUCAGCAAGUGCCUGCCAGCAGUGACCAGUCUCCAUGGUGUUCACCUCUGGAAUGUUGGAUUGACGGAUGAUACACUGACCAGCUUUGUGACUUUUCUGCCACGAUGUACUGCUUUGAAGAUGAUAGUUCUGGAUGGAAAUCCACUUCCUCGGCAGUCUUACUAUAAGCUACUUUCUGAAGAAAGUUUACUAUCUCAUGUGAGUUUGCGGAACAACAACAUAGAUGAUGAAGGUGCAAAACUAAUUGGGCGAGCUUUGUCAACAUUGAAGACUGGCAAUCGGAACUUGGUGUCACUCAACCUCAGUUACAACCACAUCUCUGAUCAAGGGGCCACAUACAUUUCUGAGGGUUUACGACUUAACCGUAGCCUCUUGAGUCUGUCCUUGGCACAUAACCGAAUUGGAGAUCAAGGAGCUAUAAAACUAGCAGAGGUUCUUGGUCCUUUUGCUCUAACUCAUGAAGAAAUUGUAGAAAGGAGAAGACUUCUGCUGGAAAAGGAACCUAUUGAAAGACAACGAUCACCUUCAACAUCAAGAAAGUCUGAGUCAAAAGGUGACCGUCCUGUGUCUCAUCCCAGCAGCACAGCCAUCGACAAGGUGGAUAAAACUGCAAAACCCAGCAAGAGUGCUUCCAAAAAAAAAGAAAAGUCUCAGGAAUCAGCAAAAAAGGAUGAGAAAGCAGGAACUGGAGGUGGAGGGAGUCAGGCAGCUAGUGCAAGUGCGCCCGGAGGCCAAGGAGCAACUGCUGCAAAGAAAGAAGACUCCAAGGCUGCCAAAAAACCAUCCAGUAUUACAGAGCCAAAGACAUCUAGAAGCAAGACAGUCAAAUCAGCAAAUAAAGAUAAGCGCCCUCCUGCACAAGAGCCUGAGCAGUCAGCAGAGCAGACCGAGACUGUACACCCUUUACUUGAACAAGCUGAUCACCAUGAUGGGAAGGUGUUCCUGCCUGGAAAUCGGACACUUAUAAACCUCAAUCUCAUGCGUAACUUUAUGACUGAAGUAGGCCUUCAAGCUUUUCUUGCUGCAGUACAUUUACAAACUCAAUUAGGAAAGCCAGCCUCUUCAGGUACCAACCAGCUGGGACUUCUUAGACUGUCACUAGCUAAAAAUAGUUUCCCUGCAAGCAGCAAGGCAUUUCUGAUGCUCCAGGAUUUAAUGCUGAAUAGGGAUCCUCUUCGUAAGAAUGUCAAGCCACCUGAAGAAGAACAGACUGCCUCAGGAUAGCCUCAAGUAGCAAGACAUUGUGCUGGAUGUCUGUACCUGUCUGCAACUGUCUGCCUGUUUAAUAAAAUCCUGUGGUGACUUGACGUUGUGAUACAACUUCUGGACUUUGUGGUGAUUGAAGUUUUUUGAUUGAUUCUGCCCUGGUGGGUGUUAAGCACUUCUUUUUUUCAAUUGUGCUGGAUGUACUCUUUAUACAAAAUAGAUAACCUUAAGCCAUCCAUGAUGCUUUUACAUAACGAAGAAAACACAGAUAGUUUACUUUGUUAAUACCUCUUCUUUCAACAGCUGUGCUCAGAAGCUAAUAAACAUACAUUUUCUUGGCAAUAAUGUUA